AUGCAAGCAGCUUGCUUGUGGCUGGGCUCUAAAGUCCAGCUGCGAUUUGUGUCAGAGAAAGCACAGGUUCAGACAUCCGCUGAUGUUCUCAGUGGCUGUGUUGCAUCAGACUUGGAUGAGCAAGGGUUGGAGUGCUUUUACACCCACACUCAGCUGGUAGCUCAGGCUGAUGUUGCAUCUCUCUGCUGCUUCCCAUUGCAUGUGCUGUUUAUCUGCUUCGUCACUCAGCCUGCUAUCCAGAAACCCUGCAUUGGCUACAGCCUUGUCCCUGCCGUCCCUCUUCUCAGGUUGAAGCAACUGCUUUGCCGCAGUGCCAUCGUGAGGCCGCAGGACCAGCGCUCCGCCCGGAGCCCGAGUGCAGUGGGGAAAGUGACAGUCAACACUGAAUGGCUGGUGGUCAUUUUCUGUGCAGCCCUGAGCAGCAGCAUGUGUCAGAGCUUGCCUCACCAGAAGGCACUGAAAUGACUCCAUGACCUCUGUUUGCCUGAAUGCUGCCCCAUCUCUGCAGAAAAACCUCCUGACCGUGGCUUGUGUGAAAGUUCUGUCAGCAAAGGUUUUGCCUCUCCAGUGACUCAGAGGAGUAAAACCGUCCCCUGGCUUGACUUAACAGCUGCACAACUGAGCAAGUCUCCCUUUAGCCAGCUGCUAGAAAAGAGCGAGCUUGUCCAGUGCCAUGCUGGUUUACAAUACUAG
This is a messenger RNA of Pogoniulus pusillus (Red-fronted tinkerbird), 693 nucleotides long. It is a transcript of the gene NOXRED1, whose product is annotated as NADP dependent oxidoreductase domain containing 1. The record is from RefSeq and is a predicted model, not a curated record. Lineage: Eukaryota; Metazoa; Chordata; Aves; Piciformes; Lybiidae. The transcript has 6 exons.